Alnus glutinosa is the source of this 1985-nucleotide messenger RNA. Its product is annotated as non-specific phospholipase C4-like. NCBI's taxonomy places the organism in Eukaryota, Viridiplantae, Streptophyta, Magnoliopsida, Fagales, Betulaceae. The coding region runs from base 195 to 1739 and encodes 514 amino acids. Gene Ontology annotation, biological process: phospholipid catabolic process. The record is from RefSeq and is a predicted model, not a curated record. Gene Ontology annotation, molecular function: hydrolase activity, acting on ester bonds. The transcript has 4 exons.
UAUGUGUCUCUUACUCCAAGUUUCUUCCCCCACCAAAACUUCCUCGUUUCGUUUGAAUUCCUUUCUUAUUGCCUCCCUUCCUCAUCAGUCUCUCCUUAUAAAAGGAGUUAGAUCGGGCCACCUUCGUUAUGUGACCCGGAGCUCCAGAAAUUUAACUACAGAAAAACCUAAGGUAGUCCCACAAACUAAAUUCAAUGGCUUCCGCGUCCACCAGCGCACCCUCCCCUAUCAAAACUGUCGUCGUUUUGGUCCAAGAAAACCGAUCCUUCGACCACAUGCUCGGAUGGAUGAAGUCCCUCAACCCUGAAAUCAACGGCGUAACAGGAAAAGAGUCCAACCCAUUGUCCACAACCGACCCAGGCUCCGACAAAAUCUACUACGGUGACAAGUCGGUGUUCGUGGUCCCCGACCCCGGUCACUCGAUCCAAGCCAUCUACGAGCAAGUAUUCGGUGAGCCCUGGACGGAGGAAUCCGCUGCGAAAGACCUUGCUCCCAACAUGAGCGGCUUCGCUCAAAAUGCCGAGCGGACGGCGACGGGGUUGUCACAGACGGUCAUGAACGGCUUCGUGCCUGAUAACGUCCCGGUCUUCAAGGAAUUGGUCACUGAGUUUGCGGUGUGCGACCGCUGGUUUGCGUCAGUUCCGGCUUCGACGCAGCCGAACCGGUUGUUCGUGCAUUCGGCUACGUCGCAUGGGCUUUCCGGCAAUGACACUAAGCAGCUCAUUGAAGGGAUGCCUCAGAAGACUAUAUUUGAAUCAGUUCAUGAAGCUGGUCACACUUUUGGGAUAUACUUCCAGUACCCUCCGGCGACUCUUUACUACAGGAACCUUAGAAAAUUGAAGUACUUACUGCACUUCCACGACUAUGAUCUUCUAUUCAAGAAGCACUGCGAGGAGGGGAAGUUGCCAAACUAUGUUGUAAUUGAACAAAGAUGGUUCGACCUGUUAUCGAUACCUGCGAACGAUGACCACCCGUCUCAUGAUGUUUCAGUGGGCCAGAAGUUCGUAAAGGAAGUCUACGAAGCACUAAGGGCAAGUCCACAGUGGAAUGAAAUUUUGUUCAUAAUUACGUACGAUGAACACGGCGGUUUUUACGAUCAUGUUCCAACGCCGGCUGCGGGGGUCCCUAGUCCCGAUGACCUAAUUGGUCCUGCACCAUAUAACUUUAAAUUUGACCGUCUUGGCGUUAGGGUUCCAGCCAUCUUAAUUUCUCCAUGGAUUGAGCGUGGAACAGUGUUGCAUGGGCCUUCAGGGCCAUAUCCCACGUCAGAGUUCGAGCAUUCUUCGAUUGCAGCAACUGUCAAAAAGAUUUUCAACCUGAAAGAGUUUCUUACAAAGCGCGAUGAAUGGGCGGGCACUUUUGAGGGUGUUUUGACAAGACAGAGCCCAAGAACAGAUUGUCCAGUUACUUUGGGGGAACCUGUGAAACUGCGAGAGGCCGGGCCACAAGAAGGGGCAAAACUGAGUGAGUUUCAAGAAGAGCUAGUACAAUUGGCCGCGGUAUUGAAUGGGGACCAUAGGAAGGACACCUACCCCGACAAACUAGUGGAGAACAUGACCGUUGCAGAGGCUGCUAAAUAUGUUCAAGAAGCAUUCAAGAGAUUCCAGGACGAAUGUGCGAAAGCCAGGGAAUCUGGGACAGACGAGGACGAGAUUGUUGUUUGCGCUACUGAAUAUUCCUCGGCGCCAUCAAAAUCCUUUGUUCACAGGCUAUUGUCUUGUUUAAUCUGUGAUGGUUGACAAGCCUCCAUAUAUAUCACAUCUCUGCCAAUACCAUUGAUUAUAUUCUUAGUUUCCAAUUGAAGCACACCUUUCGCCUAGCUAGCUUGUACAACAUUCUUGGUUCGGAGCUGCCUUUGGUUUAUGUUCUACGGAUUCAAUAACGUAGAUGUAUAUUGUUGUUUGUUGUGAUUAAAAUGUAAGAAAAAUCCCAAUAAGGUGCGGCCCAUAUGCCAUAUAAUAUUUCGUGUGGUUUAAUACACAGAA